GGGGGGGGGAGAAAUCUCCACUUGGACUGUAUCAUCCUGUUUAUUUACUCGGGGGAGGCCACGAUUUUUCGGCCUCAGCAACAAUCCCGCCCGCAUCUCUGGGUGGUGGGUGACUGGGCUCCCCCUCCGUCACAUCCCGAUGAGCCGGUCCAGUUUUACGGCCCGCUCCGAGUCUCACCAUUGGCUAGUCCCGGAGGCUUGCGUCCCUGGAGAGCCUCCGGCCGGCGAAAGUGAGGCUUGAGCUGCUCCCAGGUCGGGCCCGCCUCUGCGGGCGGACUGGAUUGGAUGGCGUUCGUUUCCGCCCUGACAGCGACUUUCUCCACGGCGUCGGUUGCAUGAAAGAUAUCCUAUUAAGCUGUUAGUACUGGAAGGACAAAGUGGAUGAAGAAUGAAUUUUGCAGAAAAUCAGGGACCCUGAAACAGACGACCUGGGACUUGGCCUUCAUCCAGUUGAUUGUUGAUGCAAGGGACAGUGUACAUGAGGAGUGACUAUCUGAGCUGACCCUUGGAUGAAGCCAGAUCUCCGUUGACUAACACUUUCCCCAGUUCACCCCCCCCACCCCCCACCCCCGAUAACCAGACUCCAGACAACUGAAGCCUUCUUAGGCUUCAGACCAUAGCCACUUAUUCCUCAUGGAGCCCCAUGGGGAGAGAGCUGGAGAGGGUGAUAGGGUGCGUAUUACAGCCCAGAUGCUUAAAGCCUGGUCAGGUGAAUUUUCCCUGGAAUCCAUCUUGUUGCUGAAACUUUGUGGUUUGGGACUGGUGGACCUGGGCUGCCUAGGUGAAUGUUUGGGGCUGGAGUGGUUGGACUUGUCUGGUAACACCCUCACCCACCUGGGACCCCUGGCCUCCCUUCGGCAGCUAACUGUACUGAAUGUCUCCGCCAACCGCCUGACCGGGCUAGAACCACUGGCCUCUUGUGAGAGCCUGCAGAGUCUCAAUGUAGCUGGUAACUUGCUGGCUGGGGUGGGCCAAUUGCAAUGCCUGGCAGGACUUCAGCGGCUGGAACAUCUGAGGCUUCAGGACCCGUUGGCACGGCUUAGCAACCCACUCUGCAGCAGCCCUUCCUACAGGGCUGCAGUUGGGGAGCUGUUGCCUGGCCUCAAGGUCAUUGAUGGGGAGCGAGUGUCAGGUCAGGGCAGUGAAUUCUACCAGCUGUGCCGGGACCUUGACAAAUCCUUGCACCGGAGCCCAGGGCCCGUCUCUACGCUUCCCCCCUGUGAGGCUAAGCCCUGGGUGGAGCCCAGCUACUGGAAGCCACCACAGGCCCAGGGCAGCUCCAUCCUGGAAGAUGCAUGCCGCCAGUUCCGGGACACUAUACAAGAAUGCCAAGAGCUGAGCCAGAAGGCUGAUGAUAGUCUGGCCCAGGCAGAGGAGGCCCUUAGACCUGCCAGUGGGGACACAACUUCCUUUGUCUUCUAAGCCCAGCCAGUCCCCAAUGUUGGGAGGGCAGUGGCUGGAGAAGGAAGUCUCCCAGGUGCCCCAGGAUUUGAAGAACUCUAGAUACAAUCACAAACCUCAUUACUGGCCCCACAGAUUGUAUCCAAUUAGUUUUGUCCUCUUAUUUAUGUUUUCUGCACACUUUCAAGGAAAAUUCAAUCUAGAUCCUUAUUCUUGUGGAGAUGUUAUGCUUGAACUCUCUUCCUUUCCGUCUAUAAGUGAGAACCAAGCAUUCCAGGACUCUUCCUGAGUGUCCUAUGCUCCCCUCCCCACCCCGACUCUUACAAGACUGAUGCCAGGAGAGCAAGUACUUGAACCUAAGUUGAUUCUCUGUCUCCCCUACCCCCCUUGCCUGCAGUUAGAGGGCUGUGAUGGAGAACUGUCUGAGUAUGUAAAGGCUACUUGAAAAAUAAAAUGUGCUAUCCUGGUAAGAAGCUA
Molecule: messenger RNA, 1878 nt
Organism: Phascolarctos cinereus (koala)
Lineage: Eukaryota; Metazoa; Chordata; Mammalia; Diprotodontia; Phascolarctidae
Gene: LRRC61
Product: leucine rich repeat containing 61
Biological process (GO): outer dynein arm assembly
Cellular component (GO): cytoplasm
Molecular function (GO): protein binding
Source: RefSeq, a predicted model, not a curated record